Messenger RNA from Hypoxylon fragiforme, 1302 nucleotides. Its product is annotated as endoglucanase E1. The record is from RefSeq and is a predicted model, not a curated record. Gene Ontology annotation, molecular function: hydrolase activity, hydrolyzing O-glycosyl compounds. NCBI's taxonomy places the organism in Eukaryota, Fungi, Ascomycota, Sordariomycetes, Xylariales, Hypoxylaceae. Bases 1 to 1302 code for a protein of 433 amino acids. The transcript has a single exon.
AUGUAUCAGAUCCUCCUCUUCACCUUCCUCCUUCUCGGCGGCUAUGUCCAUUAUUUGUGGAAAGCCGAGGCCGCCCUCAACCAGCCAUGGACUCCAGAAGCUGGUGACCGACUCUUUAGCGAACGAUCACUGCCUCCGUUUAAUGAAGCAUCUAGCAUAGCAAGCUACACGCUACCUUUACGGACCCAGGGACGAGAUGUUGUCGAUGCCACCGGCCGCCGCUACAAGCUCGCUAGCGUCAAUUGGUAUGGUGCAAGUGACGAGCUUUUCAUCCCUGGUGGUCUUGAAGUUCAGCAUCGCUCUGUUAUCGCUUCUACUAUACGCCUCCUAGGUUUCAAUAGCGUGCGCAUGCCUUAUGCCGAUGAGAUGAUCAUGAGUAACCCACAUAUACUCCCCCAUCUUCUUACCGCCAACCCCGACCUCAUAGGCCUACGCGCCCUCGAUAUAUUCCAAGCUGUUGUUGAGGCAUUGACAGACGCUGGUAUCGCCGUCAUCAUCAACAACCACAUCACGACUGCGACUUGGUGCUGUGGUGCCGAUCCGUGCGAUGCUGGCUGGUCCAAUGACCACCUCGGCCCCUUAUGCAGGGUAAAGCAAACGGAGGAAGAAUGGAUACAACAUUGGGAGACCAUCAUGGGGCGUUUUGUGGACAAUCCUAGAGUUAUCGGGGCUGACCUCAGGAAUGAGGUGCGUGGAGUAUGGGGCACCAUGACUUGGGAUCACUGGGCAACUGCUGCCGAGAAGUGUGGGAAUAGAUUGCUGAAGAUGAACCGCGACUGGCUGAUUAUCGUUGGUGGGACCGAGUCUGGGAAUGACCUCACUGGAGUGCGUGAUCGGCCAGUGAAGCUUGACGUUCCGGACCGGGUCGUUUACUCGUCGCACGUCUAUGCAUGGUCCGGCUGGGGCAGCCGGGAAGGGCGGUACGCCAAGCGUGGCUACGCUUCCUUCAUUCAGGCGAUGCGAAAGAACUGGGCAUAUCUUGUUGAAGAUGACCUGGCACCCGUAUGGGUCGGCGAGUUUGGUGCGCCGCAUCAUCCCAGUGUUGGGGAUGCGAAUUACUGGCGUAAUCUGCUACGGUAUCUCAAGCGUAUUGAUGCUGACUUUGGCUACUGGGCUAUCAACCCACGCAAGCCCAAAGACAAUGCCCUCGAGACGUACUCGCUCGUUAAGGAUGACUGGAUCACACCCGUACUUGAUUACCGCAUGCGUGACAUGACGGAGCUCAUUGCCGGUGCUGGAGACGAUGGAGAUGAUGCUGAAGCUGAAGACACGGAUCAGCUUCUAACAAACGAGGAUUUGUAG